UCCUACAAUAAAACUCAUUAGCAUCGAGAAGUAUAGGCUUUUCUGAUUUCAAAUUUAGCUUUUGAAAGAAGUAAGUUUGUUGGAAUUACAGGCAACCAUUUCAAGAUCCAUUCAUGGCGGCCAGAGUUGGAGUGUGUUAUGGAAUGUCGGGGAACCUGCCGAAUCCAUGGGAGGUGGUGGAGAUGUUGAAGCAACACAACAUCGGAAAAGUGAGGAUUUUCCAAGCACAUCACGAAGCCCUGAGAGCCCUAGCAAACACAGGCAUAGAAGUAAUAGUGGGUGUGGGCAACGAUGAGCUUCAGAUAAUAGCAAGCAACCAGGCGGCAGCCAAUGGGUGGGUCAAUGACAACGUUCGCGCUUUCUACCCGGCGACCAACAUCAAAUACAUUUCGGUAGGAAAUGAAGUGUUGCAUUACGGAAACGAGAGAUUUGUCUCAUUUCUCCUCCCCGCAAUGCGAAAUAUUCAGACAGCCGUCCGCGCCGCCAAUCUGCAGAAUAACGUAAAGGUGUCCACCACGCACGCCUCAUCUGUGCUGGGGAAUUCUUUUCCGCCUUCCGGGGGAGAGUUCCGCAACGAUCUGAAGAACACGCUGCGCCCUCUGCUGGGCUUCUUGGCAGAGAACGGGGGUCCGUUUUUGGCCAAUGUGUACCCAUAUUUCAGCUACGUGGGCAACAAGGCCCAGAUAUCGUUAGACUAUGCGCUCUUCAAGUCAUCCGGCCCGGUCGUCAACGACGAAGGCCGUCAAUACUGGAGCUUGUUUGACGCCUUGGUGGAUUCUCUGAUAGCUGCGUGUGAGAGGGAGGGACAUGGAGAGAUAGAAGUGGUGAUUACUGAAAGCGGGUGGCCGUCUGCGGGAGAUGAUGGGGCAGCCACCGUGGAGAACGCGAGGGCGUACAAUAACAAUCUGGUGAGGCACGUUUUGUCCAAGGAGGGAACGCCCCGGAGACCAGGGAGGUCCAUCGACACAUACAUUUUCGCCAUGUUCAAUGAGAAUAUGAAGGACGGCCCAGAGAUCGAGCGCCAUUUUGGGCUCUUCUAUCCCGAUAAGAAUUCCGUUUACCCCGUCAAUUUCACUCCCUAGUCGGGAUGUCCCUUAUUUUUUCUACUUGUGACCAAUAAUAAUAAUAAGACACCAGGCAUUUUACGCCUUUGACUUGUGAAUGACUACCUGCUACUACUAAACAAAUGAGGUGAAUCGCAGUUCUUAUCUCUAAAUAUUGUGUUUUAUCACUCCCUUUCAAUUCAUAAUUAUAUGGAGUAUAAUAGAAUUGUUUAAUCAUGAAUCCUUUAUUAUAAAUUAAGUGUUUCAAAGCAUAAAUCCGUUCUUCCUGCUAUUCGGUGUCAUCUUUGAGGAGGUCUUAGCAUAUGCAUUUCAAGGGUGAAUCCUCCUCCUGUUAGCUGUUAUAUGCAAUUUCUGAGACGGAAACUA
Messenger RNA from Cryptomeria japonica (Japanese cedar), 1430 nucleotides. Its product is annotated as glucan endo-1,3-beta-glucosidase. Gene Ontology annotation, biological process: carbohydrate metabolic process. The coding region runs from base 114 to 1082 and encodes 322 amino acids. Lineage: Eukaryota; Viridiplantae; Streptophyta; Pinopsida; Cupressales; Cupressaceae. Gene Ontology annotation, molecular function: hydrolase activity, hydrolyzing O-glycosyl compounds. Gene Ontology annotation, cellular component: plasma membrane. The transcript has 2 exons. The record is from RefSeq and is a predicted model, not a curated record.